CGAGUUGGGUCUGCUAGCCACUCGGCCUGGUGUGCCUUAGGAGUGAAUGCUGCAUCCCCGGCCCCAUCCAAGCGGGGCUCUGGGAGCCUUCCUACCUCGUGAAUGCCCAGGAGUGCGUCUUGCGGUCUGACUUAAAUCCCUGCUGCUUUAGAGCACGCCCCUUCGGCAGGCAGCCAGGGUGGGGCCCAGACCGAACCUGGCCCUUCCGCCCCCAUCCGCCUUUAGGUUGCUGUUAGCAUUCAGUGGGCCCGAGAAGUUCCUAGAACCCCCUGUGAAGAUCCUCCAGGCUCCUAGGCUGCAGUGAGGGUCCAGAGCUGGCACCACAGAACCUGGUCAACCUCCUCCACCCACCCAUGCCCACCCCACAUGAAGCUGAGAAACAGCACACAGGGCCAGAGGAGGCGGACAGGCCCCCCUCGAUGUCCAGCCAUGAUGCAGCCCCCUCAGGACCCCCCAGUCGCAACCCCUGCUGCUUAUGCUGGUGCUGCUGCUGCAGCUGUUCCUGGAACCAAGAACGGCAGCGAGCUUGGCAGAUUUCUCGGGAAAGCAAGCUGCAACCCCUCCCCAGCUGUGAAGUCUGCACUCCACCAAGCCCUGAGGAAGUACAGAGCUGGGCGCAGUCCUUUGACAAGUUGAUGCAUAGCCCCACGGGCCGCAGUGUGUUCCGGGCAUUCCUGCGCACAGAAUACAGUGAGGAGAACAUGCUCUUCUGGCUGGCUUGUGAGGAGUUGAAAGCAGAGGCCAACCAACAUGUGGUGGAUGAGAAGGCGCGACUUAUCUAUGAGGACUACGUGUCCAUCCUGUCCCCGAAGGAGGUGAGCCUGGACUCCCGGGUGAGAGAAGGCAUCAAUAGGAAGAUGCAGGAGCCAUCACCACACACAUUUGAUGAUGCGCAGCUGCAGAUCUACACCCUCAUGCACCGGGACUCCUAUCCUCGCUUCCUCACCUCCACCACCUACCGUUCUCUGCUGCUCCAGGGGCCCCCACAGUCCUCUGAGGCCUAGGUCACUUGCCAUACAGAUGUUCCACUCCCGUGGGCAGGCUAGGGGCUGACCCUGCCCCACUUCACUUGGCUGGAAGUAGACUUGGUCCCAGUGGCAACUACAAUGUUCUGUUCUGCCCUAGCCUGCUCCUGCUGGGGGUUCUCCUAGAUGGUACCUCAGACCCCCCAAUCAUGUGCCCAGGAGAUGUUCUCAUGGAGAACAGGCUUUAUACCAACAGCUUUGUAGCAGGAAAACUGUUUAUUCCUCAGAACGACAUGUAGGACCUCAGUCAGACUCAAAUGAAGAGUCCAUUUAUAUUUUAUAUAUUAAUGAACUUUUAAAAUUGGAAAUAUGUCCUUACUGUACGUUUUAUCAAAAGAAAAAAAUACCUUCAACUGUAUUUCUCCACACGCCAAAACCAUGAUAUAGUAGUCUGUGUUUUUUAAAAACAGAAACCUCUGUUUAUCCCACAGUUGGGGUAGGAGGUUAGAAAAACAUCCAUCCAGACUCUACCCUGUGCCUGUCCCAUAGCAGUGGCCUUAGUAGGUGACUGUUCUGGGCCCGGCCCAAGGUAUGGCUCUAGGAACUGGCCUCAACCUUAUAUCUGGGUCAGCACCCCAUAAAGGCUUGAAGUGCAACUGAAGAGUAUCCCAAACCCUUGUGUAGUUGGGGAAAUGUUUUUCCAGAGGCUGAUGGGGACAAAGCUGCUGGUGUUGCCUUUCCAAAGAAACUGGGCACAAUGUCAUCUUCAUCUUACAGAUCCAAUAAAGCAAAACGCCCACUA
This is a messenger RNA of Meriones unguiculatus (Mongolian gerbil), 1767 nucleotides long. RefSeq names its product regulator of G protein signaling 19 (gene Rgs19). The transcript is spliced from 7 exons. The record is from RefSeq and is a predicted model, not a curated record. The coding region runs from base 354 to 1004 and encodes 216 amino acids. NCBI's taxonomy places the organism in Eukaryota, Metazoa, Chordata, Mammalia, Rodentia, Muridae.